Molecule: messenger RNA, 3527 nt
Organism: Hylaeus anthracinus
Lineage: Eukaryota; Metazoa; Arthropoda; Insecta; Hymenoptera; Colletidae
Exons: 10
Coding region: 587-3466 (959 amino acids)
Biological process (GO): protein ubiquitination
Cellular component (GO): Cul4-RING E3 ubiquitin ligase complex
Source: RefSeq, a predicted model, not a curated record
UAAAAACUUAUUUUUUAUUAGAUAAUUAGUAGGAUCCUGUGCUUCAUAACGCUUCCAUAUAUUACAUAAUAUAUCAAAAUUCAUUAUUUGCAUGAAUAGUUAUUUAAUUUAGACAGAAUUUAUAUCCCUUAGCUAAUGGCGUCAUCUAGUAGCAGCAGCGAGAACUAAUUUCACUACGACAUUUCGCCACGGAUGGCGCCACUGGUCAUCAUACCGGUAAUUGUCUCGAAUAGAAAUAAAUAAAUAAUAGCAAUUUGUAUUAUUCUAUGAGGUUAAUCCGAUAAGUCAUCAGAUUUGCUAUUAACAGAUACGCAUUUUAAUAAUAUUCUAAUCGAGAAAGUCGUCAAAGCCGAUCUAAAAUAUUCGCCGACUUUCUCCGAUUAUUGUUUCGAACCAUCGAACGAUCACAAUGUCAAAUUGACAUUGUAGUCGCAUAUUUCUCGCGAGGAGAGCGUCGAAAACAAUUCGAACGGUCCGCCUAUGCGGUAUACUUGGCCGAAUCGUGGCGAAUCGCGUUGUUCUCGACACUUGUCGUGCUCUCGACGCUGUUGGGCUCACGCGUAUCUCCCAGUAGGGUUAUUUAAAAAUGGCGGACGCAUCGUUUUCCGACACUACCUCAGAUUGUUGCAAUGAAUGGUAUUCUGAUAUUACCUCUGAACGGUCGGCGUCGGAGUACGUUAUGAUAGGCCAGAAGCCGUGUCUGUCUCACCGUCGUAGCAAAAGACAUUUCUUACAGAAGCUAUUUUUAAGAGAGAUCAGAGGCUGUCUAUCGGCGCACAAUAAUGCAACAGAGGAAAGACUGUUUACUACUGUACCUCCACGGAGACAUUUACUGCUUCUGCAUGUAAUCCCAAAGUCUGCGUUAGAAGCAGGACAUGUCGUGAUGGGAUUGACGCAGUGUGGUCAGUUUUUACUUACGUACACGUACACGAUGGAUGUGUGCCGCAAUACUUCUACGUAUAAAUAUUUGUUACACUGGUGGGCUUUCACUCCGAACUAUAUCGCGCGGAAAGUCGCGCAGGUUACGCUUUUUGGUAAUCACACAAUCCACAGGGAACUUAGUAUCGUUAUAUCGCAAUGGCCGAUGGAGCGGAACAAACUAGUGAUACACGGCCUAUGUACGAAUUGGCUGCAUCUCCAACCAACGGACAGAGCAUACUUAACGAUAACCACGAUACCGUCUCUCGAGAACUGCAAAGAUUGUUUGAAAGUUGCAGAAUCCUUUCAAGAGGAUUUCGAAGAGUUGCUAGCAAAUUGGGACGGUUGUCUGCGACACGAUUGUCUCCAACACGGACUCACCGUUCACACUACCUACGAAGUAACUUCCCCGUACCCGAGGUUCCGAGCUGCGGUCUGUUUGAACUAUUGGAAUCACGUGGUGGUUAACGCGGGGAACUUUUUACACGUACUGAAGGUGGACUUGGACAUUCCGAAGUCCAAAAACCAGAAGACUUGUGAUAAGCAGGACACUGUGAUACCUGACACGGUGCCAUUGGACAUGAGUGACGUGGAGGACGCGCAUUACGCGAAGGUGGAACGUUACGAAAGCUCAGACGAGAAAGUAGGUACGUCCGAGUGCGCGGUCGAGCAGUCCCCGAGUGCGGAACAUGACUUUUUAGAAGAAACAAUUAAAGUAGACGAUAAGUUAGCUCGUGAUCCAUCGAAUACCUCAAGUAGUAGUCAAAGCGAUUGUGUCUGUGAUAUAAAUAAGUCUGCCGAUGCUGUAACUGUUAAGCUGUGUGAAUAUUCGGAUACCUUAGAAUAUAAAUGCUGUAACGCGAGUACGGGAUCUAGAAUCGACCAGCAAGCGAUAUCCGUUAGGGACAAGAUCCUGCAGGACUUCUGCGAGGACAUGUCCCAGGAACUUAACAUUGGUAGCGAUUUAAUUACUCUAGUGAAGCACCCGUCGUGUUCGCCGCGGUCUACGCCUCAAAGGCUUCCUUCUGAUCUCAAGACGACCCCGUGGUCCUCGCCGAUCCUCACCCCGCCCUCAGACAUCCUCAAGACCCGAAAUUCCGAAUCUAGUCAUAAAAGCAUACGCAGUCAGCGUCCCUACUCUCCGCAACCAGGUGCUUCUAAGGAUAACAACGUAACUUCCGUUAAUUUCCCUCUUCACUCCGUCUCCAUGGGCCCUUCUUCCUCGCGUUUGAUGUCCCCUCCCGUCAAGCGAUCCUUCUGGCAUCCCAGCUCUCGAAAACGGUCCAAUCUCCACUCUCCCCCGCCCAUCGUAAACCCCGCGCAAUCGAGAACGAGAGCCACGCACAAGCUCACCCUCGAGGCGGAGAAAGCGUACGAGUUCACGGACGAGGCGCAGGAGACCUGCGAGAAGCUCAGCUCGUUCAGGAAACGCAGACUCGCCGACAAGAAGUACGAGUUCCGCGACGAAACGGAGGACGCCGAGAACAUAAUCCCUUUCAAGCAUAUACGGGAUCAAUUCAAGGAUCGUGGCUGCUCGAUACACCAGAUACCCUCGUCCCCGAUGUCGCCUGUAAUGCCAAACGGUAGGAAGCACUGGGUGGACUCCGACGAAAGCGAAACGGAUUAUUUUGGCGUUAGCCAAGACAUCGGGGUGUCGAACGACUUAAUCACCGAUUCAGCUGAGAAGAAUGUUCUACGUCCGCUGAAUCAGAAUCAACUACCUAACGGAGGUAUAAACAGAGAUCGUACGGGCAAACAUUCUCUGAAUGGUUCGCCACUGGUUCCAAAAAUAGAUUUACAAUAUCCUGUCAUAAAAUGCACUAAACACUUCAAGAGGAGCUACGUUGAACUUGAUGACGAAAUUAUAUCUGUGAUCACGGAUGUCGAAGAUGAAGAGACUGGAGGAUACGUGAGUUAUCAGUGCGUGCUUCCUAUGCUCGUUCAUGGAUCUGGAUACGUUCAAAUGCAAAUGAUCAGCAACAGCAAGGCUGAGAAAUUGAUAGUACCUAGCGUGUCGAUAAACCAAUUAAGUUUCGACAUCGAAACGUUCUGUCACCACAUCGCUGACUGGAUCUGUACGAGAUUUAAAAAGAGAUACUGGCAUUGCAGCGAUUACGACAUCGAGAUAAUAGACGUAUGCGCGUUGAGCGGGGAUAUUAUUUGUUUGUUGAUCAUGAAAAUCCAGGCUAGCGAAAUUGGUAGUCAAACUCAGUGUUCUCAAGAAAGAAAACAGUACAAAGUGGGCUGCAAAUUUACGUGGAACAUCGACACGAACCAGUAUAGAAUAACGGACGUAUUGCCGAUGGAGGAGGUAAAACCAGAAUCUUGGAAAUCGAACUGCACGAACGUUCCGAAUUUUCGGAGUCCUCUGUGGAAUCCGACUCGACGUUUAGCGCCAAAGUUGAGGGAAAAGAUACAGCAACCAUACGCGCACACUGUACGGUUCUUGAAUAACGAGAUGAGCAUAGCAGGUGAAUCCAUAACUAGACUGUACGAUUUGGACAAUUUGGUGGUAUUAUAUAUAAAGCCAAUGUCGCAUUAUACUUAAAUCGAAUAAGGUAACCGUCGAAUCAACGAUAUGUUGCAAACAAUAAUUUAUUUAUUGAUAC